AAUACGGCUAUGUCGCUGGUGACGCUCGUCGAGCAGCUCGCGCUCUUGGGACAGAAGAUGGACCGAGAUAAGACAAAGAUACUUGUGUUGGAUCUUGCAAGUGGACCGGAUUGAUCUGAAUAUUCUAUUAGAAAUGGCUGCUUGACUUUAUCAUAUGAAGUUCUCUGGUCAACUUUAAGACACAUUUUCAAAUAACUAGACUUUUGAUCACAGACAUGGCAACAUCAAACUCAACAUUCCUGACUUGUUCAACCUCUCUAAUCGAUCUUACUUAAAGGUUAAACCUUUAUAAUCUUUUUGAUUAGCUCAAAGGAAGUACAAGAAACCAUGGAUCAUGAUCUCGAGAAAUUCCCGUUACUCUCUUACGUCCUUCACCAAUUCAACUCCGAUCACCACGCGCCGCCGUCUAUGGCGGUCCAACAAACUCUAGCUCCUUCUUUUCCUCUUCUCUCCGAUCAAGAAAUCAUCUCCUCGUUGACUAAAUCCAUCCCCACCACCAUCACGCAGACGCUUUCCGUCUUGGCCUCUCUCGGAUCACGACCCGACCCGUCUGCGGUUUCCUCUGCUCGGUCCAAGAUCGCGCAGGUUCUUCGGAAGGAAUCGCUCUCGCCGGAGGAAGCAGCGAAGGAGGCGGAGAUUUACGCCGGGGUUGUUCGGUUAGAGGAGGUGCACGAUAGCUACGAGAAGCAGCUGAGGAGUUUGGAGGAGGAGCUUUCUAAGGUUUAUGCCACGGCGGUGGAGUCGCUGUUGAGAAGCCGCGAAGAAGUGAACGAGGAGGUUGUUGCGGUGCUCAAGGCGGCGGAAUCCGGCGGAGUCGUUGAGAGGAUCGAUCUCUCCGGCCAUGAACUUAAGCUUCUCCCUGAAGCUUUUGGAAAAAUCGUUGGCUUAGUUUCCUUAAAUCUCUCUUGCAACGACUUAACGUUUAUACCUGAUGCAAUCUCGAAACUAAAGAAGCUAGAAGAGCUCGAUGUAUCUUCGAACUCUCUUGAAUCUCUACCUGACUCUAUUGGAAUGUUGCUUAACCUUAAGAUCCUUAAUGUGACUGCAAACAAUCUAACCGCACUCCCUGAAAGCAUCGCUCAUUGCAGGUCAUUGGUUGAGUUAGAUGCGAGUUACAACAACUUGACUUCACUACCUACAAACAUCGGAUACGGAUUACAGAACCUCGAGAGACUAUCGAUACAGCUGAACAAACUCCGUUACUUCCCAGCUUCGAUAUGCGAAAUGCGUUCUCUAAAGUAUCUCGAUGCACACAUGAACGAGAUCCACGGGAUUCCAAACUCCAUCGGCAAACUAACGAAGCUCGAGGUUCUAAACAUGAGCAGCAACUUCAACAACUUGCUGGGUGUCCCUGACACAAUCACCGAUCUGACUAACCUCAGGGAGCUUGAUCUAGGCAACAACCAAAUCCAAGCGAUACCCGAUUCUUUUUACAUGCUGAAGAAGCUGGAGAAACUGAACUUGGACCAGAACCCGCUCGAGAUCCCGUCUAAAGAGGUGGCUAGCCAAGGAGCCGAAGCGGUUAGAGAGUUUAUGAAGAAGAGAUGGACGGAGAUUAUGGCGGAGGAGAAACAGAGGAUUGGCGUUGAGGCUGAGAGGCAGCGACAUGGAGAUGAAAGCGGGUGGGUCUUGAUCUCAUGGGUUAGUAAUCUUGUUUCUGAUGUGACUCAGACCAUUGGAUUUGGAGGAGGAUCUGGUGGUGAUGGUGGAGAUAAGAAACCUGGUGAAUCUCAUUUCUAUCACCAAAUCUAAGUUCUGUUUCAUUUUUGUUUACUUUUGUAAUUUUGGGUGUAACAAUCUUGUGAACUCUAGCAUACCUCGUUUGCAGUUGUGUGCAAGUUUUGUAAUAUGAGAAACUUGUUCUUUUUUAAAUAAAAUAUAUUCUCAAAA
Molecule: messenger RNA, 1890 nt
Organism: Eutrema salsugineum
Lineage: Eukaryota; Viridiplantae; Streptophyta; Magnoliopsida; Brassicales; Brassicaceae
Product: plant intracellular Ras-group-related LRR protein 2
Exons: 3
Coding region: 328-1752 (474 amino acids)
Molecular function (GO): protein binding
Source: RefSeq, a predicted model, not a curated record